Messenger RNA from Symbiodinium natans, 1857 nucleotides. The record is from the annotation of a GenBank genome assembly. NCBI's taxonomy places the organism in Eukaryota, Dinophyceae, Suessiales, Symbiodiniaceae.
AUGGGCUCUCUCAGGCUAUGUGGUUUGAUGAUUACUUCUCUCCUUGCAGAGGCCGCCCGGCCGGUAGGGCCGGGCUUCGAGGCUUCGCCUCCGCCAGCCGCCCUCGCGCAAGAAGGAGCGUCCGACUCUUGCGGGAACUUUGGUGCCGAGAAGGUUGUGGCGAGCUCCGAAGAAGCGCUGUGCCGCUGUCCCGAAGGUCUUGUUACCAAUUUGGGGUGCAAAGUUCCAGGGCAAGCAGAGUUCCCGAGGUCCCAGAACCUUUGUUUCGGUUGCAAUGAGUGCAGGUGCGCCCACCCUUGCUUUUCCUUCCAUUAUGUCCAGCCCAAGACGAUGGCACGGGGAGAAGGCAAAGUGGCAACCGAAGGAGCAGUGUGCGAGUGCGCAAAUUCGUCAAGUGGAGUGCGGCUGUUGGCUUUGGGGGCUUGCGGAGCAGGCUGGGGUGCAAAGCAGUUCCCCCUGGCCAGGGCUUCGAGAAACUGCUCGUGCGUAACACCCGCAGAAUUCCAAAGAAUUCGGCCUCAGAGCCCCAUCCAGGUCUCGGCCUUGAAGUUUUGUGCAGCCGUUGGGAAGAAGUAUCACACAUUCAAAUACAUAAGACGGCCAACAGCUAUGUUGUCUUCGAGGAGCCAGGAGGCAUGGCAGCGGACGUGGGCACCCCAUGUGCUGGAGGCCCUGCGCCUGACCCCCGAGCUGUGCCAAGCAGUAGUCGCGGGCUCCUUCAGCAAUUCUGAAAAGAAGAAGGCCCCAUGGCUGGAAGAUGCGGCGGAGCUGUCUGAGCACCAUGGCUCCAAGGGCUUCGGGCGCUUAGAUCCACUUGUGGGCAGCACGCUUCAGCACCACCUGCGACAGGUCUGCCACGACGAGUGCACUUUGCUUGUCGACGAGGUGGGCAAAACUGCAUGGGAUGUUUACUACGACUUUGCCGAGGGCCUUAGCACCGAGCAGUCCUGCGCGGAUCGCGUGGUGCGCAGGGUCGAGGCCGAGGUGCUUGGCUGCUGCGGUCGUGCCUGCGGCUGGAACGGGCGAAGCUGCACGAGCUGGCCCUUCCUGACCCAGGAUAACCAGGCUGCUUGGCUGGCGGAGUGCUGUACCGAGUACAACGUCCUGAAGCACUCAAGCAGGGAGAUGAUGUGCAACAGCGUCCUCACCCAACAAGAUGCUGAGCUAGUCUCUGAGCAUGACCUCUCAGAAGCGGGACGUGAUGCCGCGGGCGCCUACCUUGGCCAAGAUCCUCGCCUCCUUUGGACCGCUGAAGGUGCAGCGUCCGAGCUUGGGAGCGAGUAUAACUUCUUGCAUCCGCGCCCCAGAGCCGGCCACGCUGUGGCAGAGGAGCUGCUGAGGCAGGAGCCCAACAUCCGUCAAAGGGGGCUCACGAACGGCUGGUUUGUCGAGGAGGGCGCAGAGACGGAGAGCUCCUCGCCGCGGCCCGCUUCCUUCUUGACUGUCGCAGCGGCGGCGGAUUGCGAGACGGGCCCCCUGGACAUGUCGAGGUGCUCAGCAGACUUCAAGCAGUGGCAGCAUGAAGCCUGCGUCGAGGGUGCAGGCUGGCAAGCCAGGAAAGUCAGCAAAGGCAGGGCGCGCAGACCGGGCUGCAAGCGGUCUGCAGCCGUUUAUGUUGCCACACCUCAAGAGUGCCUUGAAGCAGACCUCGACAGCUUCAGCAAGAUUGUCCAGGGGGAGAAGAAGUCACCGGGGAAGGAGGAGGGCCGCUACUUUCAGUACAACAAAGGCCAGGACGGCCCACCCAUCGCGUGCUAUGUGGUCUCCGAAAACUUCCAGUGCAACUUUGAUGACGUUGAGUCCGCAGCCUGGGAUUUAGACAAGAUCGACUUCUUGAAGUCUUUGCCGCAAAGCUAG